AUCAGGGGGUUGGUGGGAAAGAGAGCUUCAAACCAAAUUCCACCACUUUAAAAUCCAUCAUCUAAAUCUAAAUCCAAUAAAAAAUAUUUCAAAGUCAAAUUUCAAGCUGCGUAAUUUUGUCACCAAAAAGGCAAGUUCAUAGAAAGGGCCGAAAUUGUUAGCGAAAAGAAUACAGGUCUCUUUGUUGUCAACAAAAUCUUGACUUGUUGGAUUUAAAAGGAAUGGAGGCCAAAGUUAUCCAGAGUUUACACUUGAAAACAUGGGUGGGUUCCGAUUACACGGUUCCUACACUAACCAGUUCAAUGAGGUUAUGUACAAGGUUUGAGAAAAAGAAAAAGGUUAAUAUGCUCCAUACCAAUCAUUUGGAAACUAUAAAAGCGACAAUUGUGCGUAGACAAGCUCAGUUAAAGGUGUCAUGUACUUCUCAGAACAUUCCAGCUUCAGUACUCGAAUCUGGGAUUAUUAUUAAGGAAGAAGAUCUGUUGUUAAAGAAGAAAUCGGAAGAGAUUGAGCCGUGUCUGAGUGGAAGGUGUAUUUAUCUUGUUGGAAUGAUGGGAUCCGGGAAAACAACAAUAGGCCAGAUCUUGUCUGAAGUUCUUGGUUAUUCUUUUUUUGACAGUGACAAAUUAAUCGAGCAGACGGCUGGGGGAAUUGCAGUUGCUGAUAUAUUUAAGUUACAUGGUGAGACCUUUUUCAGAGAUAAUGAGACUGAAGUAUUGCAUAAGCUGUCAGCGAUGCAUCGACUUGUAAUUUCUACGGGCGGGGGUGCUGUUAUCCGUCCUGUCAAUUGGAAGCAUAUGAACAAGGGUAUUAGUGUCUUUAUAGAUGUACCUUUGGAUGCAUUAGCACAAAGAAUAACGGCUAUAGGUACAGCUUCUCGCCCACUUUUGCAUCACGGAUCUGGCGAUGCUUACACGCAAACCUUGAAGAGACUAUCUAAGCUUUGGGAAGAUAGGAGUGAAGCUUACACCAAUGCCCAUGUGAGGGUCUCAUUAGAGGGUAUUGCGGCCAAGUUAGGAGUCAAAGAUGUAUGCUGCGUUAAUCCAACUCAAAUUGCAAUUGAGACACUCAUCCAAAUUGAGGAAUACUUGAAAAAAUAGGAGGAUUAUUUUUGGAUUGACUUACAUCUGUUGUACAACGAGCCUGCUAAAUAAGGUGGAUAAGUGCGAAUGCUCUUGAUUGUACACAAAUAAGUGGAGAAAUAGAGAGUUUACUGCAAACACUUGGGCCUGCUAUUGUUGAGUAGUUCUCUGCAUUCGAAGCUUACAGUGUUCAUUAGUUUAUAAGUUAAAAAUGUAGAGUGUAUCAUAGCAUUUGUGGGAUAACUUAUUUUCGUUAUACCCCUGUAUUUGUUUUAAUCUACAACAAUAAAGAAAGGUUUUCACAUUC
Messenger RNA from Erigeron canadensis, 1389 nucleotides. Its product is annotated as shikimate kinase, chloroplastic. Lineage: Eukaryota; Viridiplantae; Streptophyta; Magnoliopsida; Asterales; Asteraceae. Gene Ontology annotation, cellular component: chloroplast. Gene Ontology annotation, molecular function: shikimate kinase activity. The coding region runs from base 222 to 1100 and encodes 292 amino acids. The record is from RefSeq and is a predicted model, not a curated record. The transcript has 11 exons.